AUGAACCUGACAUCUACAUACAAUGAAAGUGAAAAUUAUUAUUUCUAUGAUUACAAAUACAAAGAUGGUGAAGAUGUGACUCCACAAGUGAAAACUGCUAUAAAAGUGAUUUCUCAGAUCUUCUUCUAUCUGACGUUUCUCCUCGGAGUUCCAGGAAAUGUCUUUGUUCUGUACAUCGCUGGAAUGAAGAUGAAGAGGACCGUUAAUACGAUAUGGUUCCUUAAUCUAGCGAUUGCAGACCUCCUGUGCUGCUUUUCUGCACUGUUCUUUGUAAUAGGGGACUUUACUGGCAAUCACUGUCCAUAUCGAUCUGUCGUGUGCAAGAUUCUUCCAUAUGUUAUGAAUGUCAGCAUGUUUGCGAGUGUCUUCAUCUUGAGUUUGAUUAGUCUGGAUCGGUUUACACAGGUGAUCACUCCAGUUUGGGCUAAAAAUCAUCGAAGUCCGUUGCUUGCGCGACUGUCCUGUGUAGCGGCCUGGAUCCUGUCUAUGGUUGUUAAUGUGCCCUUUAUGAUGAUAAUUAUAGCGUUUGAAUUUGAUGACUUUGAAACAUAUAGAAUGUUGACUAUCAUCAGGUUUGUGUUUGGUUUUUUGAUUCCUCUCAUAUGCAUCGUCACAUGUUAUGGAUUCAUCGCACGAAAGUUAGGCAGGAGUCGUUUUCACUCUGGACGAGCAUUUCACAUCAUGUUGGCUGUUAUUGUGGCAUUUUUUCUGUGUUGGCUGCCGUACCACAUUGUGUUUUUUAUCGCGAUAUUUGGUGUGAAUGAAAGUGCCAUGAUGGCCAUUAGUCUUGUCCCAUUGGUCGUCUCUUUGGCGUAUUUCAACAGCUGUCUGAAUCCAGUUCUGUAUUUUUUCAUAGGGCAGGAUAUUAAGGAGAAGUUUAAACUUUCAUUAAAGUUAAAACAUGUUUUUGAAAGAGCUUUCUCUGAGGAGGAGACACAAAUACCACAAUCCACCGAGACACAACAAAUACAAUCAUUGUAGUUUGAUUAUAACUCAUUUCUUUAUUGUCUUUUCUGAUGAAUCAGUUUUUCUUCU
Xyrauchen texanus (razorback sucker) is the source of this 1035-nucleotide messenger RNA. Its product is annotated as C3a anaphylatoxin chemotactic receptor-like. The record is from RefSeq and is a predicted model, not a curated record. Gene Ontology annotation, cellular component: plasma membrane. The transcript has a single exon. Bases 1 to 981 code for a protein of 326 amino acids. Lineage: Eukaryota; Metazoa; Chordata; Actinopteri; Cypriniformes; Catostomidae. Gene Ontology annotation, biological process: complement receptor mediated signaling pathway; inflammatory response; positive regulation of cytosolic calcium ion concentration. Gene Ontology annotation, molecular function: complement component C5a receptor activity; G protein-coupled receptor activity.